AUGGUUGUGAGAACUAGUGAUCAGAGGCAUGCAACAUCAAGUGCAAUUGGUGAAUACAUUAAAUCCAAAUACAUCAACCUCAAAACUGUUUACAAACCAGAUGAUAUUUUGAGAGACAUGAGAGAUGAUCACGGAAUAAAAAUGAGCUACUCUAAAGCCUAUAGAUUGAAAGUAGUAGCUCAAGAAAUGGUAAGAGGAAAACCUGAUGACUUUUUUUCAUUAAUACCAAGCUACUUGUACAUGCUAAUGGUUGCAAAUCCGAGUUCGUUUGUCAAAUUGGAAUUAAAAGAUGACAACAUCUUCCUUUAUGUUUUUAUGGUAUUGAAUGCAUCUAUAAAAGAAUGGGAGUUCUACAUUCCAGUAAUUCUUGUUGACGACACUUUCCUUACUUUAGCCUAUGGAGGUAAGCUUUUAACAACAUGUGCACAAGAUGGAAACGGUAAGAUAUUUCCUCUAGCUUUUUGCAUAGUGGAUUCUGAAAACGAUGAAUCCUGGGAGUGGUUUAUGAAAAGAAUUAGAGAUGCAUUUCAGAUGCGAAGUGACAUGUGUAUAGUCUCCGAUCGACAUGAAAACAUAAAAAAUGCAGCCAUUGCUGUUUUUCUAGAAGUUUCUCAUGCAUUGUGCACAUUCUAUUUAUUCAACAAUAUUAAAAGAAAGUUCAAGAAGUUAACAAAACAGCUACGAGAAUCAUUUUAUGGGGCAGCAAAAGCUUACACGACUGAGGCAUUUGACUACUACAUGAAGCAACUUGACAAUAUGUGCAGAGGUUUAAAGACUUAUCUACAAGCUGUUUCAAAUUCAAAUGACAAUGUAAAGACGAUCUAUGAUCAUACAACAAAGUUCAUUGUAAACCUCAAAGAAAGAACAUGCACUCAUGUAGGAGAUUCGACAUUGAUGAAAUUCCUUGCCCAUGCAAUGGCAAUAUAUACUCAAAAAAUUAAAUCAAGAUCCUUAGAAAUUUUGUUCGCAGUAGUUCACAAAAAAAAAACAAUACUGAAAACUAGUGACUAA
Mercurialis annua (annual mercury) is the source of this 1011-nucleotide messenger RNA. RefSeq lists its product as uncharacterized. The record is from RefSeq and is a predicted model, not a curated record. The transcript is spliced from 2 exons. NCBI's taxonomy places the organism in Eukaryota, Viridiplantae, Streptophyta, Magnoliopsida, Malpighiales, Euphorbiaceae. The coding region runs from base 1 to 1011 and encodes 336 amino acids.